Aspergillus tanneri is the source of this 1266-nucleotide messenger RNA. RefSeq lists its product as uncharacterized. Lineage: Eukaryota; Fungi; Ascomycota; Eurotiomycetes; Eurotiales; Aspergillaceae. The coding region runs from base 1 to 1266 and encodes 421 amino acids. The record is from RefSeq and is a predicted model, not a curated record. The transcript is spliced from 2 exons.
AUGCCCAAGAGCAAGAAGCGUACCCGGGCUACUCGCCGGAGAAAUACCCGGCAAGAGCCUCAACAUGAAGAGGCUGCAGAGAACGAAGGGCAGCCCACAGGCACCAAUAACGAUGAGGACGUCGAUAUGGACCGGGAAUUGAAAGAUUUGGAUUCAGACUUUGAAAAAUUAUCCGACGAUGAAGCCCCAACCGCACAAAAACGUCGUCACAAGAAGGCCAGAAUCGAUGAUGUUACCAUACAGCGAUUUGGGGAACGACCGGAAAGCCUGGGGCAGCUUCCUGCUAUGGAUGAUACAGACUCUGCAGUUGAAUACUCGGAUGACUCCGAAUCUGAUGAGUCAGACUCUGAUGAGCUGUCUGGAAUAAAUGCACUGGAAUCCAGGAUGAGGAAGGAGUAUACUGCGCUGGCGCGUGGAAGGGUACUUUACUGGUGGCCAGUCGGCACAGGGACCCAGAUUUUUGUCCGGUAUGGCUCAAAAAGGAACCCUAUAUACCGCGUACGCGCGGGAUCUUCUGAGCCCUACGACCCGCAAACGGCAGAACUAGUCCUGUCCAACACUCGUGGGAACUCGAAGUCUACUCUUACCACGGAUGGUAUACUCCAAGAGGUAUGGAAGUAUUCCCGCGAUGACGUUUCCGAUAUUAUAGGCGUAGGUUGGAAGGUCGAGGACGACGACGAAGCCAAUACCAAUGCCCUGGCAUUAAUUCGACCGCAGCGAUACGCAACCUACCCACAAAGGGUUCUGGUGAAAUGGAAAGACGGGAAUACUACGCUGGAGCGUCGAGGAUUUGUUCGACGUAUUGCCAACGGAAAUAGCUUCAACGGAGAUCGGAUGAUCUAUCUAAAGGCAAAAGAGCUUGAAAACGCUUACUGGGGAUACAAUGUCGAGGAACAUUGGGAUCAUGACUCAGACGACAGUCAUGAUGAAUCAUCAGAUGAAUCAUCGAGUCGUACUUAUAGUUCCCGCCCUAGGAAAGCUCCCUCCAAAUCCAGAAGAGGCGUUCGUAAUGUGGAGUCCGAAUAUGAAGAAAAUGACACGGAUUCAGACACUUCCCUGUCCAGUCUUGAGCAGGCACGGAAAACACGCAGGUCUAGCCGACGCACUAGGACCAGGAAGUCCAAGCCUCCAAAUAAGAACGCGGCUAUUGAUGCUGAGAUUCGCCUCCUGACGAAGGAGCUCAACCGGCUCCAAGUUAAACGUCAACGAGGUAGCCGUGAGGACCAGACUGUCUCCCGGAGUCGACGCCGGAAAAACCUUGGUUAG